Diaporthe amygdali is the source of this 1347-nucleotide messenger RNA. RefSeq lists its product as uncharacterized. Gene Ontology annotation, biological process: anaphase-promoting complex-dependent catabolic process. Lineage: Eukaryota; Fungi; Ascomycota; Sordariomycetes; Diaporthales; Diaporthaceae. Bases 1 to 1347 code for a protein of 448 amino acids. The transcript has 3 exons. Gene Ontology annotation, cellular component: anaphase-promoting complex. The record is from RefSeq and is a predicted model, not a curated record.
AUGAUUCGUCUCCAGCCAACAUCGAUCGUCUUGACCAUGUCCGAGGUUCAGGAGCUGGAGAACCGACGACGUUAUCGCAGGUAUCUUCAGAGGGAGGAAAACCCAGCCUCUGAGGAGACAGUACACCGGAAGGGCAGCUCAAGUUUGGAACAUGAAGCACGGCUAGGGACGCUCACUGCUUCCCACAACCGAAGACCUGCCUCCUCGAACUCAAAUUACGUUGACCCUUUACCCUCCUCGCCCUUGGAGAGAAUCGUCAGCGUGCGAACCGGCGAGGCAAACGAUGACGAGGUCAUUCCUACGAGCUCACAGCACAGUACAGACCCGAUGUUUGUUAGACAUCAGCCUCAGGUUCCUCGUGGCUAUCUUGACUCACUUGAUGUCUUGACUUGGACCUCGUCUCCUGGGGUUUCCUCGCUGCGGCCUUGCAGACCUGGAACAAUCCCGAGCUCCUCGGAAAGCGCAAGGCCACAAGCUGGGCCAUCACAGAAUACCUCCUCGCAUCAGGAAACGGAAGUUGUGAAUGGAGUUGACGCCAUCGGUGCUGACAACCAACGGAAACUGACAAGAAUGGCCAUGAGCCUGGAGGAGAGGACUGUUAUCGACUCAACGAAUAACACGGAUCGCAACCCGAUCGCCCGCCUCCCUGGUAUGCUCGCAUCUUCCUCGCAAAUUCUAAGUAGAGCCCCAACUGAACGGCCGUGGACGCAGACCCUGGUUAUUCGAACUCGACCGUCUCUUGGUCCUGAACAAUCGCCCGCUCCUGGUGCACUGCCUGGAGUACUGGGAUGCCAGCGUCGUCGAUCGUCUUGUAACGCCCCUGCCGAGCCAAAACAUGACGGUGAACCUGGACCUUCGAACCGCAGCAGUCCGCAGAGAGCCGCCAAACCAGUCACGCGUCUGAAGCAGGCGUGUCCUCAAGCUGGUCACGGACGGACUGCACCUUCUCGCGUGGAGCCUGUUGCGGGAGGGAGUCCUUCGCCCGAUCGUCCAGCGCCGCUGUCCACCCCUAUCCGCAGGGUCCGGGUGUAUGACGACCUGCUCUCACCGACACGUCAACCUCAGACUCCAGAGCAGUUACCAGAGUCCCAGCACCAGAGUAGGCUUUUGGGGUCGUACACAGCUCCGGUGAGGCGGCUGAGAUCUUCCCAGACUCUGGGUCGUACUCCAGCGACAGCCCGAAGACUCCGCCACCGCAGAGUCCCGAGUCCCGUGGGUAUGAGGACACCAGGGUUCGAGGGUCUUUACGGCGGGCACGAGAAUGAGGAUGAUGCGGCUCUGUUCGAGGAGGCAUCGCAGGCAACGGGGCCCGGGUCUUCGACUCACAGUCCCAGUCGCGCAGACUGA